Molecule: messenger RNA, 2291 nt
Organism: Oryzias latipes (Japanese medaka)
Lineage: Eukaryota; Metazoa; Chordata; Actinopteri; Beloniformes; Adrianichthyidae
Gene: rgs18
Product: regulator of G protein signaling 18
Source: RefSeq, a predicted model, not a curated record
UGGCCUACUGCUUUGCACACCAGACACACAGACAGAGCAGCAUGGAGACACUUCUUUUUCUAUUUCCUCAAUUUACCUACAUGGCCCCAAAGGAGGAAGCAUAUUUCAAAAUGUUGGGUGCAGAAGACGCACAGGCAGCAAAGAUGAAGGACGACAGUAGCAGACAAAACGAGAAGGAGAGAAAGAGCCGCUUCAGCCUUUUUCUUACCAAGUCGGGCUCCCAUGAAAACAUCAGUCCCCAGAAAAAGACAAAUACAACACUGAGCAACAUUUCACCAGAGACAGCCUUGCAAUGGAGCGACUCAUUUGAGGAUCUGCUAAAGCAUCCAGAUGGGGUGGAAGCCUUCACUCAGUUUCUCCGGACAGAGUUCAGUGAAGAAAACAUUGAGUUCUGGUUGGUCUGCGAGGAAUACAAAUCCAUCGACUCUAAAUCAAAGCUGCUGUCCAAAGCCAAAUAUAUUUAUACGGUUUUUAUCGAAUCCGAGGCCCCCAAAGAGGUCAACAUUGACUAUAACACCAAGAUGGCCAUCAAGGCCAACAUGUCACACCCAACAAGGAGCACUUUUGAAGCCGCUCAGAUGAAAGUCUACAGCCUGAUGAAAAAGGACUGCUACCCCAGGUUCCUGCACUGUGACAUUUACCUGCGCCUCACCCGGAGGAAGGGUCCCGGAGCCACCAUGUUCCGCAGAAGGUCACGCUCCUGCGUGUUCAACGAGAGGGGGGAACCAACCCAGCCCUCAGCCUGGUAGAGGGAAUAUUGCAAAGACAUUGCUUGGAAUGGAUUCCCAAUCAUCUAGCAGAUAAUCUUUCAUCUGCAGCACAGUUGUGUAAAAAAAAAUUAAUCCACAGGCUUUCUUCUGCAGAGUGCAAUAGAUAUAUAUAUAUAAAUAUAUUGGUUUUUUUUUGUUUUUGUUUUUUUAUCAAAGCACCAUAAGAACUACUCAAUAAGGAUUUCAUUUAAAGGUACAUUUUGGGAAAUUUACUUUUUGUCAAAAUUAAAAAUAAAAUACAAACUUUCCCAUGAGGAUGCUGGAGGUAUUGAUUUUGACAAACUAUAAUAAAUGGGAACCCAGGAAAGUCCUACAUGAUAAUCAUAUCUACAUGCACUGCAGAUUAGCAAAUGAAGGAAAGAGCAACACUCAAAUUUUCAAAGCUGUUUGGUGUAUUUAGCACAAGGAAAAUGGCAGCACAUUCACUAAUAACUGGGACACAGAUCAACAUAUGAAUAAAGUAAGACAGAAUUGGUAUAAACAGAAGAACCAGUGGAGCUGUUAAAAAGCUACAAGAUGAAAUCCGUUUUUCUAAAACUAAAGUUCUGUAUCUUCUGUAGCUUAUUUUCUUGGCUGUUAUAGCUUUUUUUCUCUUGGUAUAAAAUAAAAAAAAAGUUUUCUUUUUUAGUAAAUUUAAAUACUUGUAGUUUUUUUCUCCAUGAUACAUCAAAAGUAGCAAUUUAGUAAAUAGUAUUUUUGAUCAAUCACCUCUCAUAGACAGUAGUAAUAAAAGAAAACAUCAGUUGCAUUUGCAGAUGAUCUGGUCAUUUUCUGGUUGCACUCAGAUCUUGCAGGGCUCAGAUGACAGUUGCAAAGAUGCAGACCGAGUCACAGACUUGCUGUUGACAGUAUCUCGUCAGACAAGCAGGCAGCUUUCCUGAUGUAAGCCGCAGCACACUCCAGCUCCUUUGUCCUCCAGUCCACCAGUCGCACCUCAUGCAACAUUAAUACUGUUGAUAUGGCGCACAUGCUAGUGUGACAGCCUCUCAUUAAAAUGUAAAGAUUUUAUCCCUUGCACUGUUCCACUCCCCCAACCAUAACAACUGUACAGCAACUGUUUAAAAGAAGCGGAAUGAAGGAUGUGUUACUCUGCAGAAGCUUAAAAUCUCACCAAGUUUUUUAUCUGAUCCUAAUCUCUAUUAAUUUGAUACAUUUGAUAGAAGGCAGUGACUUGCUUUUUUUGAGAAAGAUAUUGCUAAAUAUUGUGGUUUUAAACAAAAUUCAAUAGAAGAUAAAAAAAUAUGGUAAAAGAAAAGUCAUUCAAUCUCACUAAUCAGCUGUGUUUUUAUGCCAAAACGAUUUUAACAAAGAAUUUGACAAAAACACUUUAGGAUUUAGAGAUUUUACAGUGAAUGUUUGUGAAUAAUAACAAUAUUACACUUAUUGACAACAGAUGCUGUCUUUCAGUUUGCAAUAACGAUUAAUUUAUGUGUAUUUUUAAUCAUACAUGUUGGCACAACUGUUGUAAAAUGUAUAUUUUAUAUGCUGAGCAAGUGAAAUAAACACUUUUGUGUAACAGCA